AUGCAGUUGCAAAGCUCCGAACAGGCGCUCAUUCUCGGCAUCGACCCCGUUAACAAUGGCUACAAUCUCUAUCUUCCCCGUACCAAGACGUAUUUGACCAGCUCCAACAUCCAAAAUGUCGAUCGCGUUGAUAUCGAUGCCGCUGGUGACCUCGUCGACACCUUCGAUACACUUGACGCUGUCCCCAGCACAUUUCAUCCCCAGGCUCAGCAAAUGUCCGAUCGUGCCGCUACCACCGACGCUCUUCACAAGACCACGCCAGUGUCUGAGGGGGAGCCAUCACCCGAUCAUCUUGAUCGGACCAGUGAAGUUUCAGGCAGCGACGACGACGAUGACUUCAAGACAGGCGAACCAAUUGACGACGUCACACUUACCAAGCGCCAAAUCGACAGUGUAUUCGGGGUCCACAAGCGCGGUGCUCAAUUUCCCAUUGAAGACUUCGAGCUACCUGCGUCCCUUCUUCUCGACGUCACCGGUAUUUCCGGUGCAGCAAUGAUGGCCCUUCAUAUCUCUGAUGGUGUUCCGGACCCUAAAAAUAUUCGCGAAGCAAUGGCAAGUCCAUUUUGGCCACAGCUAAAGGAAGCUAUGAUCCAAGAGCUGGACCAGUUGUGUAAGAAUGGUACAUGGGAGGAAGCCGUCCCACCACCUGGGGCCAAGGUCGUGUCAACAAGAUGGGUUUUCAAGAUCAAAUACAACUCGAUGGGAGAACUCGACAAGUUUAAGGCCCGGCUCGUGGCAAGAGGAUUCACCCAACGCUAUGGUGUCGAUUUCAGCGAAACAUACUCUCCGGUACUAAAAAUGGCAAGCGCGCGAUUUCUUAUUACGCUUGGAGCUCAGUGGGGCUGUAAAGUUCGCCAUGGUGACGUUCCCAAUGCCUACCUUCGUGCACCGAUUGAUCGCCCGAUCUACGUGAAACCGCCACACGGAUCCCCAGCCGAAGGAGCAGUUUAUCGAUUGCUGAAGAGCCUUUACGGAUUGAAACAGAGCGGACGACUUUGGAACGACUUAAUUCAUAGCUUUCUUCUCGAGUGUGGUUACACACAAAGCCGCCAAGAUCCGUGCGUCUACUUCAAACAUGAAGCCAUCGGCACUACAGUUGUCGGCCUUUACGUCGACGAUGUCAUUAUAAUUGCACAGGAUGACUCCCUAUCUGAGACUCUUAUGCAACAGCUCCACGAUAAAUUCGACAUCAACGAUUUGGGGUUAAUCAGCAAGUGCCUCGGUAUUAAUGUGGAGACAACGGAUUACGGCUACUUUCUUCAACAACAGCACAACAUCGAUGCUCUCCUCACUAGGCUCGAAAUGACGAAUUGUACUACCCGUUCGACGCCAAUGGAAGAAAAACACAAGCUAUACGAUCCAAACUCGAGUCUCUUUUCAAACAAACGACUCUACCAAGAAGUUAUGGGGUCAUUAUUGUGA
Molecule: messenger RNA, 1422 nt
Organism: Peronospora farinosa
Lineage: Eukaryota; Oomycota; Peronosporomycetes; Peronosporales; Peronosporaceae
Source: the annotation of a GenBank genome assembly